Molecule: messenger RNA, 1429 nt
Organism: Lotus japonicus
Lineage: Eukaryota; Viridiplantae; Streptophyta; Magnoliopsida; Fabales; Fabaceae
Product: protein IWS1 homolog 1-like
Exons: 10
Coding region: 148-1188 (346 amino acids)
Biological process (GO): brassinosteroid mediated signaling pathway; regulation of DNA-templated transcription elongation
Source: RefSeq, a predicted model, not a curated record
GGGUCAGGGUAGAAGGAGAAGCGGCUUAAAGGGGAUACGAGGUUCGGAAGUAGCAGCGGCGGCGGAAAGGGUGGUUCCAAAUUUGGGUCUGCUAAGAAAGGGUUUGGGGGGAAGGCAGGGAAGGAUCAUGAUGGUGAAGUUAAGGAGAUGUGGGAUACCAUUGCUGGUGGAGAUUCUGAGGAUGAUCAAGAGGGUGUCAGAAAUUUGGAUGAUGACAACUUCAUAGAUGACACUGGAGUGGAACCUGGUUUCUAUGGUAACUACAAUGAACCAAGCUCUCCUGGUGAAGCGCCUCAGGCAGAGGAAGGCGAAGAAGAUGAUGAAAUCAAUGAUCUUUUUAAGAUGGGUAAGAAAAAGAACGAAAGAAGUCCUGCAGAAAUAGCUUUAUUAGUUGAGAAUGUCGUGGCUGAGCUUGAGGUUACAGCUGAAGAGGAUGCUGAACUCAAUAGACAGGGGAAGCCUGCUAUUAAUAAACUCAAGAAGUUGCCUCUUCUUACAGAAGUCCUCUCAAAGAAACAGCUCCAGCUAGAAUUUUUAGAUCAUGGAGUCCUAACUUUAUUGAAGAAUUGGCUUGAGCCGCUUCCUGAUGGAAGCUUGCCAAAUAUAAACAUACGCACUGCAAUUUUGAAGAUUUUGAAUGAUUUUCCUAUAGACCUAGAGCAGAUUGACAGAAGAGAACAGCUGAAGAGGAGUGGUCUUGGGAAGGUAAUUAUGUUUUUAUCAAAGUCUGAUGAAGAAAUAAAUGUAAAUAGGAAACUAACCAAGGAACUGGUUGAUAAAUGGAGCCGACCUAUAUUUAAUAAGAGUACACGGUUUGAAGACAUGCGAAAUAUUGAGGAUGAGAGGGCUCCUUUCAGGAGGCCAUCAGUAAAAAAGCCGGCAAAUAAAGCUCCAGGAAUGCAAUCUAGAGACAGUGACCUUGAUUUGGAUCUUCCACAGCCUAGAUCUGGUCAGUCCUCUUCCAGGCAACAUGCAUCAAGACCAGAAGCAACACCUAUGGAUUUUGUGAUCCGUCCCCAAUCUAAAGUUGAUCCAGAAGAAGUUAGAGCACGGGCAAAGCAAGCUUCACAUGAUCAACAGCGUAUGAAGAUGAAUAAGAAAUUGCAGCAGUUGAGGGCACCAAAAAAGAGACAGCUUCAGGCUACAAAACUGAGUGUGGAAGGUCGUGGUAUGAUCAAAUAUUUGUAGAUGGAAGGAUUUGUUCGUCCUGCAAGUUUCAAAUAAUGUGCUGCCUUUACGAGAGAAUGCAGUGAGCUCCUUCCUUGGCCUGUUUUCGGUGAUCUGAUUAUAUUUUGAUUGGUGGUGUGAUGAAAUUACUCACCCCUUUGCUGCAUUUGUUGUGUAAUAAUACAUUGCAACAGUAAAUCCAAACUUUAAGCUCUUGUGUAGUAUUUCUUCUGUUAAAUAAUCAAAGCCUCGAAUUGCAUAA